AUGGAGGAUGAAAUCGUACUCGUCCUUCCCGCUACCCGCCAAACCCUUUGUGGAGGGAGCCAAACCCGCCUAAACCGCAGCCCUCCCAACCCAUCUUCCUAUUUUUCUUCUGCGAUUCAACCCUCCAGCGGUUUCAAGAAACCGCUCAACACCCUCUUUUCUCUCUUGCUCUCCUCCCGCCCACCCCUCUCCUCCUUCCUGGUCAAACCCGCUCACUCCAACCCUCUACGAUUCCCUCCUCCCUUAGGAUGUCACUCAAAUGAGAAGAAAGCGUACUUGGCAUAUGUCUCAGAAGGACUCGGGAAUUUCCAUGACUGGAAUAUGGUGAUGAAAUAUCAGAUGAAGAAUGGUUCUCUCUUCAAUUCACCCUCAGCAACAGCUGCUGCUCUUAUUCAUAAUCAAAACGAUGGUUGUCUUGAUUAUUUAACUUCACUCUUGGACAAGUUUGGGAAUGCUGUUCCAACAGUUUACCCUCUUGAUUUAUACGUUCGACUUUGCAUGGUUGAUACACUUUAUAAAUUGGGAAUCACACGUCAUUUCAGGGUGGAAAUCCAAAAUGUUUUAGACGAAGCUUACAGAUGUUGGGUGGAGGGGGACGUGCAAAUAUUCAUGGAUGUUGUCACUUGUGCUCUAGCCUUUCGGUUAUUACGGAUAAAUGGGUAUGAAGUCUCAUCAGAUCCAUUGGCUAAAAUUACUAAAGAGGGGGAUUACAUGAGUUCAUGUAAAGAUCGUUUUAAAGAUGUAUAUGCAGCUCUUGAAGUGUUUAAGGCAUCGCAUAUUAUAUAUCAAGAGGAAUUGGGUUUCGGAGAACAAAAUUCGAUGUCGACUGAUUUCCUUAAAAAGGAAAUAUCCACUGCUUCUAACUCUAUUCACAGAGAGGUGGAUGAUGCACUUAAGCUUCCCUUCAAUGGCAGUCUAGAACGCAUGUCCACUAGAAGAAAUAUAGAGCAUUACAAUGUAGACAAUAGAUUAAUAUUGAAAACCACAUAUAGUUCAUUAAACAUUAGCAAUGAAGAUUUCCUAAGGUUGGCAGUGGAUGAUUUUAAUGCAUGCCAAUCUAUCUAUCGUGAAGAAAUAAAAGAUCUUGAAAGGUGGGUGAUGGAGUUUAGAUUGGAUAAGCUCAAGUUUGCUAGGCAAAAGACAGCCUACUGUUACUUCUCUGCUGCUUCAACUUUUCCCUCUCCUGAAUUAUCAGACGCCAGAAUUUCAUGGGCCAAAAGUUGUAUGCUCACGACAGUGAUGGAUGACUUCUUUGAUGGUGGGGGGUCUAUAGAUGAACUGGUGAACUUGGUUCAUACAGUUGAGAAAUGGAAUGUAGAUGUCCAAAAUGAUUGUUGUUCAGAGGAAGUUCGCAUUCUAUUUUUAGCAAUUAAGGAUACAGCCAGUUCGAAUAUAGACAAAGCUUUUAAGUGGCAAGAACGAGACAUAACAAGUCAUGUUAUUGAAAUUUGGGUGGAUGUGGUGAAGAGUAUGUUGAGAGAAGCUAUAUGGGCUAGAGAUGGUUCAGUGCCAACAAUGAGAGAGUAUAUAGAAAAUGGUUUAUUAUCAUUUGCUUUAGGUCCAAUUGUGCCUCUGGCUAUAUACUUUGUGGGGCCAAGAUUGUCAGAGGAGAUCGUUCAAAGUUCUGAGUAUCUCAAGUUAUUUGAGCUAAUGAGCACUUAUGGUCGUCUUCUAAAUGAUAUACAUACCUUUAAGAGAGAAUCGAAGGCGGGGCAACUGAAUGCUGUACCAUUGUACAUGAGUCAUAGAAAGAAUACUGGGAUUGGGGAACAAGAAGCUGUAGAGGAGAUUAAGAUGCUGAUGGAGAAUCAUAGGAGAGAAAUGAUGAAAUUAGUGUUGGAAACAAAGGGAAGUAUUGUUCCGAAAGCUUGCAAAGAUGCAUUUUGGAGCAUGUGCAAUGUGGUGAAUCUUUUUUAUGCAAAAGAUGACGGGUACACUGGAAAUGCAAUCCUUGAUGUUGUCAAGGAAAUCAUCUAUGACCCGGUAUACCACCGGUCAAUGCUCUAA
Messenger RNA from Lactuca saligna, 2007 nucleotides. The record is from the annotation of a GenBank genome assembly. NCBI's taxonomy places the organism in Eukaryota, Viridiplantae, Streptophyta, Magnoliopsida, Asterales, Asteraceae.